AGAAAAAUUCGGUAAGAGGAAGAAAUUCAAAGACAGAGCGGGGCACUGCAUGUUGAAAGUUUUAAUGACGUCCAUUGAAAAUGAAAGAUAUAAGACGUACCUUCGUUUUAAUUGUUUCGAGUUUUGCCAUUUUCAUAGGACUGUGUAACUGUCAAGAGAGCCGAGGUACGAAUUUGGAUUUAUACAAUUAUUUAUUAAGUCUAUCUAGAUACAAUCCUAGCAUUAUACCGAGAUGUGGGAAGGAGACCCGUGUGACAGUUGAGAUUGGAAUGGCACUGAGAGAUAUUGUGGAAGUCUGGGAAAAACAACAACUGAUUCGUCUCAAAAUUUGGGUUCGUAUGAAAUGGAGGGACUGCAUGCUUCAGUGGGAUCCGCUACAGUUUCAAAACCAGACCGAGUUAGUUGUACCCUAUUCUAAAAUCUGGAUCCCGGAUAUAACCCUGUAUGAAGGGGUCAGUGAUGAAGGGAAUAUGCCUGACAUGGAGGAUUACAGGGCUAGUAUAAAUCACACGGGGUAUGUGACGUAUAAUUUCCCCAGCAUUGUGACAGUGGUGUGUAGAUUCAAUGUGGCGUACUUCCCUUUCGAUCACCAAGUAUGUAGUAUGAAGUUUGGUUCCUGGAUUUACUCGGGGAAAAACAUUGACUUGAAUAUUACUAGCAAAGUAGUGGAUGUUUCUAGUUUUCAUACCCAUAACGAAUGGGACGUUAUAAAAACAGCAGCAGUGAGACAUAAUAUUUACUAUGGGUGCUGCCCUGAUCCAUAUCCAGAUGUCACUUUUUAUAUUCAUAUCCGAAGAAAGCCCUUUUUCUACGCAGUUACAAUCAUUUUUCCUUGCAUUUUGAUUAACUUGUUAAGUUUUCUUGGAUUUGUACUUCCGCCAUUUUCUGGAGAGAAAAUUUCCCUACAAGUUACGGUGCUCUUGUCUAUAACUGUGUUCCUAUUGCUUGUACAAGACAAAUUUCCCUCAGCAGCUGAAAACUUUCCGCUUCUCGCCAUGUAUUUCUCUUUAUGCAUGGUACUUGUAUGUGUCUCGUGUGUUUUGUCUAGCAUUGUCUUACACGUUUAUAACAGGUCGCCGCAUGACCAUCCAAUAUCUCCUUUUAUACGAUCUGUUUUCUUGGACAAAUUUCGUCAAAUCUUGUGCAUAAAAUCAGACAUGGUCUUAAAGAAUGAUGAGCUCGUUCAGAUUUCCAAAAUCCGUGGCUUAGAAACGAAGAAGGAUCUCCAUCAACAAGAAUGCAUGGAACUGCACAAAGGAGAACUACACGAAGGGGAAUUGCACAAACGUGGACUGCACAAAGACGAACGACCCAAAGAUUGUAGGAAACUUUCAUUAGCAAAGGGGGAUAUUCCGGAAUACUCUCCAGAUAUAAAUGACCAUUCUUUCUUCGACCAUCGAAGGUGCCAUAUCACGAACGAAUGGGAACUAUUUGCUUUUGUUUUGGAUCGAUUUUUCAUGUUAAUUUAUUUGUGCCUGACCUUAGGAAACAGCAUUGUUUUUAUUUCAAUUAUGGGAAAUUACGAUGGAAAUGAUAUCCCAAUGGAAUAGAUAACUUCCUUUGUUGAAUUCACAAUACCAAAGAUUAGUUUCUCUAAAACAUUUAUUGUCCAUAGUUAAUGCAUGUAUGAAGAUUAAGAAAUAGUGAAUUACAUGCCCAGCAGUCAAUGAUGAGACACCCAUACCGAAGCACCCACGUCUUUCAACGCUUUAGUACAUGUAAAUACUGUAUUGAAUAUAAACAAAUCAGUUUUAAAAUUAAGUACAUGUUCGAAUGAAGAGGAUAUUUUUUUUAUCAAGUCUAUUUCGUGUCAUUUAUGUGUUUUAUUAAACCAAUAUUCUUUA
Molecule: messenger RNA, 1844 nt
Organism: Saccostrea cuccullata (small rock oyster)
Lineage: Eukaryota; Metazoa; Mollusca; Bivalvia; Ostreida; Ostreidae
Product: acetylcholine receptor subunit alpha-L1-like
Exons: 1
Coding region: 81-1550 (489 amino acids)
Biological process (GO): monoatomic ion transmembrane transport; regulation of membrane potential; chemical synaptic transmission
Cellular component (GO): plasma membrane; neuron projection; synapse
Molecular function (GO): transmitter-gated monoatomic ion channel activity involved in regulation of postsynaptic membrane potential; transmembrane signaling receptor activity; excitatory extracellular ligand-gated monoatomic ion channel activity
Source: RefSeq, a predicted model, not a curated record